Dermacentor andersoni is the source of this 1641-nucleotide messenger RNA. RefSeq names its product endothelin-converting enzyme 1-like. Gene Ontology annotation, cellular component: plasma membrane. Gene Ontology annotation, biological process: protein processing. Gene Ontology annotation, molecular function: metalloendopeptidase activity. The record is from RefSeq and is a predicted model, not a curated record. Lineage: Eukaryota; Metazoa; Arthropoda; Arachnida; Ixodida; Ixodidae.
AUGGCGGAAGUAACGGGCUGUUUUUCGCAAAGGAGCACUGAGAUUGGUAUCCCAAACGUCAACGUUACCAUAGCAACUGCGCUCCUGAAGCUCUCGCUGGUGUUCUCGCUGCUGAUCUCGGCCACUGAAAAAGUGCUGAAGGCGAACUCGUGCACUGGCGACCUGGCCGAGCUGAGAGAGGCCGAGAACGCCCUGUACAGCGUGGUCCGGAAGGCGCAGUCGUCGCACGCGGACCCCGACCAGGUCUGGUUCCGUCUACGCGAUUUCGAGGACCACAUGACCGCGGUCAGCGGCGACCUCUGGUACGAACUGCUCGUGAAAAAUCUCGCCGGCAGCAGCGUUCGCGUGGACGCCAACGACACGGUCGUGGCGCACAGCGGCCGCCUUCUCUCGGCGCUCGACUCGCUCUUCGCCGCGUACGCCGGGGCGCCAGAGAAGCUCCUGGAAGGCUUGGCGUGGCUCCUGGUCGAGCACUUCCUGUGGGCCGCCGCCGAGACGCCGAGCCUGCGCUUCUCCAAGGCUCACUUGGCGCUGCUGUCGAGGAGGGCCGCCUGCAUCGACCUCGUCGACAAUCGCCUCGGCCUGCGCAGCGCGGCGGGCUGGUUGCGCCGGCGCUUCAACGCCACCCACCGGGCCGCCCUCGACGCCUUCCUGGGCGUGCUGGUGGAGACGCUGCGAGACAGUCUCGAGGGUCUCUCCUGGAUCGACCGAGGCGCUCUACGCGAGGCGCAGCUGAAGCUGUCCAACCUGACCUUCGACGUACUGCCGGGUGACGCGUUCUUCAGCGCCGAAGGGGUGACCGACCUGUUCGGCGACUUCGACGCGGCGGCCGGCAACGCGGGUGAAGAAGCGAGCUUCGUCGGCUACUUCUUCCGGUUCUCUGAGACGCUCCGCGGCUACCUGGGCAGCGACCGCUACGAAGACGUCUACCGCAGGCGGUUCGAGCAGGCGGAUGCGAGGCCGGCCGAGUACCUCUACUAUACCAACUCGCUGCGGGUCUCCCUGGCAGCCCUGGUUUCGCCGCUGUACAAUACCGACGGCACGUACGCGAUGAACUACGGCGGCUUGGGCUCCUACGUGGCACGCGAGCUUAUCCGCGUAUUCGACGACGUCGGCACCCUCGUCGACUACGAGGGACGACCCGGUGCCUGGUGGGGGUCCGCCAAAUCGGCCGUGUACAAGGAGAAACUCUCGUGCAAGUUCGACCACACGAGCUCCUCCGGCGACACCGUGGCGGACACCGCGUCUGCCGGAGAGGGCGGCGACGGCCGACUCCAGCUGAUGCCCCACAUGCCCGCUCUGGAGACCGCCUACCGCGCCUACAAGCGCGCCGCAGCCGCGGACCUGGUGACCAACGUCGACGUGAUGCACCUGCCCAACCUGGAGGACUACACCGACGACCAGGUGUUCUUCCUCACCUACUGCCACGUGUUGGGAGCACCGAAGGGAGACCGCGACGCGCAGAGGCUCUGCAACGUGCCUCUGAGGAACUUCCGGUCUUUCGCCAAGGCCUUCCGGUGCCCACUCGGUUCGCCGAUGAACCCCGAGAAUAAGUGCACCUUCUUCGACUCGUCGGACAAAACCGAAAAUUCUCCACGGGACGUUACGGGCGCCAAGUAUGGGCGCUACACUAAUGGCUAG